Messenger RNA from Conger conger (European conger), 2413 nucleotides. RefSeq names its product M1-specific T cell receptor beta chain-like. The transcript has 6 exons. Lineage: Eukaryota; Metazoa; Chordata; Actinopteri; Anguilliformes; Congridae. Gene Ontology annotation, cellular component: plasma membrane. Gene Ontology annotation, biological process: cell surface receptor signaling pathway. The record is from RefSeq and is a predicted model, not a curated record. Bases 391 to 1302 code for a protein of 303 amino acids.
AGACAGAUGUUUCCUGGGGAAAUACCAGAAGGUGGCAGGACUGAAAACACUUUCAAGGAGCAGGAAACUACAUCAUAAAUGACAGGAAGUGGAGUAGCAGGCAGCAACAUUUAGAGGAGAAAAAAUCUGGUGAAAUUGCUGCAAUCAUAAAACUCACCAGGAUGGCACAAAAAAUUCCACAAAAGUCCAUGCAUGCAUGCACGCACACACACACGCACACACACACACACACACACACACACGCACACACACACGUGCACACACACAUAGGGGCAAAAGUGGGAAUCUAUUCAAUUAAAUUUUGUGAGAGCUAUCGCACAUCUCUUGAAGACAAAAUGCUAUGACACUUAAACACCACCCUGAAGCUCAUUGAGCCGUGUGUCCAUCACCAUGAAAAAAAAAAAGGAUGUAAAAAAUAAAGAACUGCCACCCGAGGUCACCAGAGGCCCAUUGCAAGAGGCAGAGACAAUACUAAAAGGUGCCACGGGAGGUGUGGAAUUUGAACAGUCUCCUUCCCUAAUAGCCAGACCAGGAGAGAACACAGAGAUCAAGUGCAGACACAGCGAGAGUGACUACCACAAUAUGUACUGGUACAGACAGGCAGUAGAUGGCCAGGUUCUGGUCCUGAUCGGGUUUGGUCAUAGCAGAGAAAAGCCCACGUAUGAAGCCCAGUUCAAAGCCCGAUUCCAGUUCACACGGGAGGCAGUGCAGAGAAGUUCCCUCCACAUCUCCGCUCUUACUGUGGAAGAUACUGCAGUGUACUUUUGUGCUGCAAGUUCACACAGUGCUAGAAGCUGGGCCUCUUACUCAAUAAAAACCUGGAUUUUCAGAGGCUUCGAGCAGCACUUCGGUGGAGGAACAAGACUCACCGUUGUAGAUCCCAAUGUUCCAGUCACAGCUCCCCAGGUCAGGGUGCUGCCCUCUGCCCCACAGGAAGUCCACAGGAGCAGGAAGAGGAAGUCCAAAGUGACACUGGUGUGUAUGGCAACAGGCUUCUACCCUGACCACAUCCGUGUGCUGUGGAAGGUGAAUGGGGCAGAGGUGAGGUCUGCUGGGGUAGACAGCAGCCCCCUGUGGGAUGAGUCCAGCAGGAGCUACAGCCUCAGUAGCAGAAUCAGGAUCCCGGCCCAGGACUGGCUCAACUCAGGAAACAGUUUCACAUGUAUUACCAGCUUCUACAAUGGGAGCCUUGACCUUGUCAACAAUCACACAAUUUUCGGAGAAGAUGUUUGUUUCACAGGUGAGCCCACAAAAGUAUUUCAGCUGACAGUGAGAAUUGUAACUUCUCAAUCUUGCUGGUAACAAAGGUCAUUUCAUUCUUUAUUCAUGUUCAUACUUCUCAGCAAUUCAGGUUAGUGCAUGGUAUUAUACAUGUGAACUGUAGCCUUAGUGCUUCAAAUCCGGUCAUAUAACCUCUCAGUUUUAUGAGUGAUUCAGUUCAAGCUGACAUCUCCACAGUUCAUGUUUUGUAAAUUGGAAUGUUCGCAUAAUGAGGGACUACAGGCACAUAGAAUCAAUAUUAUACUGAUUCCAUGAUUACAUGUUUACAUACAAUUCACAGUAAAUUUCUGAUGUAAAUGUGAAUGCAAACAUGGGAUGUACAGUGCAUUCUGUAAGCAUUUUUUUGUGUGACACAUUUUCAGUACAGAAUGCACAGUCAAUGGCAAGUUCAUAGUCAUUGUUUUAAUUUCUGGAGUAAAGAGCCACAACGACAAUAAACCUGUCACUGUCCAAAUACUUAUGGACUGCAUUGUAUAUCUGCAAUGUUUAUAUAUAUAUAUAUGCCUGAUGGGUGUUGCUGUUGAAUUUGUUUUUAGUAGAGAAACGGAAGAUGGGCCUGGUGGCAGCACGCUUCUCAUACUUGCUCCUCAUAUGUAAGAGCAUCCUGUACAUGCUACUGCUGGCUGCCCUGGUGUGGAAAAGGCAAAGUAUUUCUUCCCUCAGAAAUAACAUAAAACUCAAAAUAUGUUUUUCCAAGAAUGCUAAAUGACAUUGUCUGUACUUUUGGUUUGUCUAAUAUAAGGUACGAGCGCCACCCUUGACUCUGGCACACUAAAAUAUAGGAUUGUAAGUGGUUGUUUCUUUGAAAAUAGAUAUCACUUCCUGCAUUUAGACUUCACUUAUGAAAUUCCCACAACACACCCUCAUCCCAUGUUCAUUGCAUGUAGUAAGGUAUAUAUAUACUGUACAGUACAAUAAAUGGAGAAGUAAAAAUAAUCGGAGGCCAUUCUACUUAUGGUUGUAUAAUCUACAUCCUUUUGGUAAUUACCCCUGCUAUUACCAUCUUUGGCUAAGUUUUCAUUUAGAUACCCUGGCAUCCAGUUUAAAUUGUAGAGGAAGAAUAUCUUAUAAAGUAAUCUUUUAUUAAAACAGUGUUAACCCCAAUAAGUGAAAUCUCUUUUCUUAAAUAUAA